Molecule: messenger RNA, 1420 nt
Organism: Polistes dominula (European paper wasp)
Lineage: Eukaryota; Metazoa; Arthropoda; Insecta; Hymenoptera; Vespidae
Gene: Lamtor1
Product: Late endosomal/lysosomal adaptor, MAPK and MTOR activator 1
Biological process (GO): regulation of receptor recycling; endosomal transport; cellular response to amino acid stimulus
Cellular component (GO): Ragulator complex; membrane raft; lysosomal membrane
Molecular function (GO): molecular adaptor activity; guanyl-nucleotide exchange factor activity
Source: RefSeq, a predicted model, not a curated record
UGUAGGUUAUGGGUCACUAUUGAAACGCACUGUUAUGCGCCGUGAUUCAUGCCGGAUUGUUUACAGGAAUGAAAAGGAAAAUUAAUUCAUUUUAAAAGUUAUCUAGAAUUUUAUCAAGUAUGGGAUGUUGCUACAGUUUUUGUAAAGAGGACACCGGACCACAGAGUGGCGAAGUGAACGAGAGAACACAUCUUCUAGUUGAUCCUGUUAGUAAUAAUACAAAUAUACCAAGAGUGCACAGCGAUGAUUAUGUUAAUCAGUAUGCAAAUUCUGAACCUAAGAAGACAGACGAACAAAGCGCAUUGAACAGAAUUCUGCACGAAACAGCGGCAAAUGUAAUAGAUAUUGGCGCAUUGGAUUCACAUAAUUUGGAACAACACGAAUACAUGGAUAGAUCUAGAGCUUAUGCAAAACGUAUAGAAGCAGGGGGCUUCAAAGUCCCCGAUUAUACCACGUGUCUUCUCAAGGAUAUUCCUGCACCUGAACGAAUACUCGCAUCGAAUCCGCUUGAUGCUGGAGAUCUCGAACUUAUCACUGGAAUGCUCAAGAAUGCAGUAGCUGCAUUAAAUGACAUCAAAGUAGAGCAUAAGGAAGAUUUGGUAGUUCCUUUCUUAUCGUGAUCUUACAGUAAUUCCAUCGACAGGAUACAUCAGCCUGUCUAAAUGGAAUUAUUUUUGUCAAGAGACACAAAGUACGUAUCUUAUCAAACUGAGCUCGCAAUAAUUUUUAUUGAAUUGGAAACAACGAUAGAGCUUAUUUAAAAAUGAAUGUGAAGUAAAACAUUAGGCGUAAUGUUGUAUCAUAAUUAAGUUUGAAUUAUAGGUCUGCUCUCAUAUAGAAUUAUAUCUAAAUGCUAAGUUUGAAUAAUGUUUUAAUGUAACAUAAUAGUAAUCGAAAGAAGUAAAUCAUUUGUGCUUUUUUUUGUUUUCUUUUAAUUUUGUUCAUAUAUAUAUAUGUAUAAGAAUAAUUAAUUUGAUAAGACUUUUGUAUAGCUUAUUUAUAAUCACUCGUAUAAAAAUGAUUUAUUGACGUAGGGCAAAUUUAUAUUGCCUUUCGAUCUCGUUUGUUCCUUGCUAAACUUUGUUAACGCAUUUCAUUCUGUGAUUCUAGAAAAGACUAAGAUAAAUCUUUUGUUAAAGAUUUUCUAAAGUUAACAGUUGAAAAUGUUGUUAAUGAAUAUGCGUUUUUAACGAGAUCGAAAAGAUAGAGAUUUGUAUUAAAAAGAAAUAUAAGAUGUAUAAUAUUUUAUCGUGGCUUCGAAUCUCAAUCUUAAAUACGAAACGAUAGAAAUUCAACUACUACUAAAUAACAUUAUGAAACUGCAUAUAAAAUACAUUAAAAGACCAUUAAAAAACCAUUAAAAAAGAAAAGUUAUUACUAUAUGGUCGAGUGCACUUUUAAGAAAAAAAAAAAAAAAAAA